Messenger RNA from Aureobasidium uvarum, 1503 nucleotides. The record is from the annotation of a GenBank genome assembly. Lineage: Eukaryota; Fungi; Ascomycota; Dothideomycetes; Dothideales; Saccotheciaceae.
AUGGAAUCGGACGAGCGACCAGCCAAGAUUCGCAAACUCAGCAGUCACCAUGACCGUGAUGCACUGCCUGAGACUUCUACGGAUGCCCACAUGCAAGAUGCUGCUGGUACCGCAUCACCACAACCACCCACCACCGCUCCCCUAGCUGAUGCCCCCGAGUCCACCAUACCCACACCGUCAAACCUCUCCGCUGGCACAACAAUCGCAAUCCCCUCCGCCAACACUGCCACCGCUCCCCAAGAAAAUGUCACCAACCCACCCACAACAGCAUCCACCACAACCUCCACUGAUGGCUUCACCAACCCACCCCUCUCCAAGUCCAUGCAAAAGAAACUGCGCAAACAAGCCGAAUGGGAUGCCAAAAAGGAAGACCGCAAGAUCUGGCGCAAGGAAAAGAAUCAAGCAAAGAAAGAGCGCAAGCGCGAGGAAAAACGCACAAACCCGGAUGCCUGGAAGGAAAAGCAAAAGCAAUGGGUCAAACCUACCAUGCUGCCCAUCACUCUGCUCAUCGACUGCGAUUUUGACAACCUGAUGAGGGAUAAUGAGCGUAUCUCGUUGGGAGGUCAGUUGACGAGGUGUUACUCCGACAACAAGAAUGCCGCUUUCAGAGCUCAUCUUGCCGUGUGCAGUUUCAAUGGAAAGUUGAGGGAGAGAUUUGACGGCAUCCUCAACAAGAGCUAUCAGAGUUGGAAGGGCGUCAGAUUCUUGGACCAAGACUUUGUGGUCGCGAGCGAAAAGGCAAAAGAGUGGAUGGCCGAUGACAAGAGAGGAGGAAAACUCGGCGGUGUUUUUGAGAAAUACGCUCCUGCCAAUCCCACCAUCGAAGAGGAGCAACAAGACACCACCACCACUACCCAAGCCAUCACCACCGUCGAAGAACCCGCAGAAGCGAAGACUGAGGAUACCAACACCGAAUCCACCAAGCCCGAGGAGACCACAGACACCAAGCCCCAACUACCCAAACCCAAACACCCCAUCUACAUAAAACCCACCUCUCUUCCCCCAGCAGACCUAGAAACCCUCCACGCCCAAGCCGAAACAAUCUACCUCUCGGCCGACAGCGACUACACCCUCACAGAACUAAAACCCUUCUCCACAUACAUAAUCGGCGGCCUCGUCGACAAGAACCGCGAAAAGGGCAUUUGCGCCGCCCGCGCCGCUGCCGCAGGUGUAAAGACGGCUAGACUGCCGAUCGGCGAUUAUCUAGCCAUGGCAAGCAGAAAGGUACUCACGACAAACCAUGUGCAUGAGAUUAUGCUCAAAUGGCUUGAAUGUGGGGAUUGGGGAGAGGCGUUUAUGAGUGUCAUCCCCAAGAGAAAAGGAGGGCAACUUAAGGGGUAUGGGGGUGAAGGAGUAGAGGGAGAUGAAGAUGCAGAUGGGAAUGCUGAUGAGGAAAACGAUCAUGUCGAGCAUAUUGAAGAGAGAGAAGAGGAAGAGGCCGAGGAGGAAAACGAGGCAGAUGCAGCAGCAGAGCAAACUGCUGGGGCUGAGAAAACGGACUAG